Messenger RNA from Daucus carota subsp. sativus, 515 nucleotides. RefSeq lists its product as uncharacterized. The coding region runs from base 89 to 316 and encodes 75 amino acids. The record is from RefSeq and is a predicted model, not a curated record. The transcript has a single exon. NCBI's taxonomy places the organism in Eukaryota, Viridiplantae, Streptophyta, Magnoliopsida, Apiales, Apiaceae.
UCACUUCUCAGUUCAAUCCCAUAUUACACAACACAACUCCAGUUUACUUAACCCUUUAUAUUCAUUAUCUCUCAAAAUUGUAUUAGAAAUGGGUAUGGUUAUAGUGAUCUCUCUGCCACUGAUUCUGUUCUCUCUGCUUCUUGGAUUUGGUUGUUACUUUCUUGGAAGAGCUAAAGGCCGUCAAGAUGUUCGCAACAAUGCUCAAGUUUUCGGAGUCCCGACACCCCCGCCCGGCAGCGAUGCCACAGCUCUGCCUUCCUAUCCUUCACCACCACCCACCCAUCUCAAAACUUUUGACAAAUCAGACAUGGUUUGAUUUGUGCUUGGUGUUCAAAUAGCCUACGGCUAGCUAGUUUAAUUAUUGGAUUCUUGUGUCUUAAUAUACAUUUUGUGUAUUUAUCAUAUACUGUCUUUGAGUCUUUGGUGUGUGGGUUGUGCGUGUAUACUACUAGUUUUGUGUGAUGGAUUAUCAAUUUUAAAUGGAAAAUAUGGAGAACUACUAUUUGAGAUCCUUA